CUAUCCCCACUACUUCUUGAAACUAACAAAUUCAACAAUUCUUUUGUAUGUCAUACUUUAUUGAAUCAACAUUUUAAUAAGAUUUAAUUUGUUUUCUAUUAUUCAGAUACAACGUUAUAUUCCGAAAGUUGAAACAUUUUCAACGCAUUGUCUGUGUGACAGAAAUCUCAGUUGGUGGUAAAUAUAAUUACUGUGAUAUGCGGAAGAGUUAAAUUUUAUUUUCAAGCUAAAUAAUUUUUAUCGCAUUUAGUUUCGAUUGCAAUUUCUGGCAUAAUCAAGUUCUACAUGUUUGAAUAAUGUUCAAAACAAAACGUUACAGUUCUCGAAUUAUCAACUUGUGUUAACAAACACUGUUGUAAUAUUUUUAACUUAUAAGAGGAGUAUAUGAUUUUAAGUAAAAAUGCCAAAAGUGGUUUCAAGAAGUAUAAUAUGUUCUGAUACGAAGGACCAAGAGGAAUAUAGCGAAGAAAAACCAUUACAUAUUUAUUACUGUUUAUGUGGACAGAUGACAUUGAUUUUAGAUUGUGCCAUAGAAAAAUUACCUUUGAGAAAAAGGGAUGGUGCGAGAGUUAUUGAUGGAAGUAAACAUGCUCACAAAAUGACUUGCGAGCAAGAUGAAAUUGUAUACUUGAAACGUUCUGAAGGAAUAGAAAAACAAUAUCGUCAAAAAUGUAAAAAAUGUGGUCUUUUCCUUUAUUAUAAACAUGACCAAGCAACAAAUAUCGUAUUUAUUGUAAAAGGUGCAGUAAUCAAAAGUUCUGGUGAAGGUCCAAUGACAGAUAUAUAUAAUCAAGUAGCCAUUGAAAAACCAAAGAAAAUAAUGGUAACAAAACACACAAAGAAUAUGGGAAAAUUCAGUUCUGUUACUGUUUCUACAAUUGAUGAAGAAGAAGAUGAAAUUGAAGCAAGAGAAGUUGCUGAUUCAUAUGCUAAUAAUGCACGAAUAAUAGAAAAACAAUUAGAGAGGAAAGGAAUGAAUAAACGAAAAGCUAUGCCUCCACCUGAAGCAGAUCCAAAAAGAACAAGACCACGUGGAACAUUGUUAGAUGUAUAAAACUUAAUUGUAUAUUAUAUAUAUGUAAAAAGAAAUGUGAAUA
This is a messenger RNA of Frieseomelitta varia, 1097 nucleotides long. Its product is annotated as STING ER exit protein. The record is from RefSeq and is a predicted model, not a curated record. The transcript is spliced from 4 exons. The coding region runs from base 401 to 1054 and encodes 217 amino acids. Lineage: Eukaryota; Metazoa; Arthropoda; Insecta; Hymenoptera; Apidae.